Melopsittacus undulatus (budgerigar) is the source of this 2253-nucleotide messenger RNA. It is a transcript of the gene DCPH1, whose product is annotated as acidic residue methyltransferase 1. NCBI's taxonomy places the organism in Eukaryota, Metazoa, Chordata, Aves, Psittaciformes, Psittaculidae. The record is from RefSeq and is a predicted model, not a curated record. Gene Ontology annotation, cellular component: nucleus. The transcript has 5 exons. Gene Ontology annotation, biological process: DNA damage response. Gene Ontology annotation, molecular function: phosphatase activity. The coding region runs from base 40 to 1371 and encodes 443 amino acids.
UCCGGGGGGUGGCCCGGCAGUAAGCGGGGGCGGAGCAAGAUGGCGGCCGUAACGGUGUUACCGGUCUCCCUCUCGGCCAGGUUUAAGGGAUCCUUUGCAUAUUUUACAAUUAAAGACAGACUGCCCCAGAUCCUCACAAAAGUUAUUGAUACUCUGCAUCGACAUAAAAAUGAAUUUUUUGAAGAACAUGGUGAGAAGGGUGUGGAAGCGGAAAAGAGAGCUAUAUCUUUCCUCUCCAAGCUGCGGAAUGAACUGCAAACAGACAAACCAGUGACCCCUUUAGAAGAUGAGCUGCCUGAUGCUGCUCUGUGGAACCAGUACCUAGACUACCAACGAAAUUUAGCAAAUGGGAGUGGAGAACUGAGUUGGUUUCAAUCCCCUUGGUUAUUUGUAGAAUGUUACAUGUAUCGAAGAAUUCAUGCAGCAUUAGCACAGAACCCACCUAUUGAGAACUUCGACGUUUUUAAGGAAGGAAAGGCUCAAAAUUUCUUUGAAUCCCAAGAGGCAGUUAUUGCCUUAUGCACUUACUUUCAGGAACUUCUUAAAAACAUCAAGGAUCUAGAUGAAAAGCAACUUCAGGAGGAACUUUUUAAGCUAUUGCAGGUGUCAUUGUGGGGCAAUAAGUGCGACCUUUCAUUUUCAGCUGGUGGAGACAGCUCUCAGAAAUCUAGUCCUUUACAAUCCCUGGGAAACCUGUUACCUUACAUUGUGGUGAAUGAUAUGGAAAAAAUUUGGUCACUAUUUGUAAACGCAAAAAAAAGAAAUACAGAAAAAAGUAAUGUUAGAGUUGACAUAGUCCUGGAUAAUGCCGGAUUUGAACUUGUGAGUGAUUUUGUGUUGGCUGACUUCCUGUUAUCGUCAAAGCUAGCUGAUGAAGUCCAUUUUCAUGGAAAAAGUAUUCCAUGGUAUGUUUCAGAUACCACAAAGCAUGAUUUUAACUGGACUGUUAAACAACUGCAGUCAGCUAAUCAUAUGUGGAUGUCUAGAUGUGGGAUAAACUGGGAGGGCAAUUUGAAAAAGGGAGUUUGGGUUUACCAUGAUCACAUGUUUUGGACUUUGCCACAUGAUUUUUCGAGUAUGGCUGGAGUUGCUCCUGACUUGUAUGCUGAUCUACAGAAGUCAAACUUGAUUUUUUUCAAAGGUGACCUAAACUAUAGAAAAUUAACAGGAGAUAGAAAAUGGGAGUAUACUGUUCCGUUCCAUCAAGCCUUGAACAAGUUUCAUCCUGCACCUCUCUGUAGUUUGAGAACACUGAAAUCUGAUACUCAGGUUGGCCUAAAACCUGGCCAAGGGGAAGAAAUUCAGGCUUCUGAACCUGAAUGGAUGGUAAUGGGAAAAUACGGGAUAGUUCAGAUUGAUGCUGCCCUCUAGUUAAAUGGUUCCUAACAUUCUGAAAAAGAGAUUCAGUCUGAGUUUUAACUACUUUGUUCCAUGCUUGGGUUCAGCAAAGAUUCUUUUUUGUUAGCAUUUUUUACUUCCAAGUGAUAUGUUGGUUUUGUUCCACAAGACUUUAAUGUGGUGCAGAAAUUUGCAAACUGUCUUUUAGACAUAAAUCAAUCUGCAUUUCAGUGUAUUUUGCUUUCCUAGUGUCCAAUGUCAGCAAAUGUUUAAGGUGAACAUUUAGUUGCCCAUAAUACUUUUCAUCAGUGAGUAUGAGAGUUUAUGGCUAAGAUGUGAAAAGUCUACUUGAGAAACCAUUUCUGCAAUCCCACAUUAGCAUGUUUGUACUUAUUUCAGGAUAAUUUGUGGUCCACAUGCUAUUCAUUGCAUGAAAGUUAAUAUUCUGGAGAAUGCACAGAUUAAUUCCAGCUAGAUUCUUUGCAAGCCAUUACAGGAUCGUGUUUUAAAGUUGAGAACUGAGUUGACUUCUGUCAAGUUUUUAUUACAUAAGUUUUACUUGCUUCUUGUGUCCGUGGACAAACAGCUUUUGAUGUUUUAAGUGUAAUUUGCUGUACAUUAAGAGAAGAGUCCUUGGAUGAUGCCUUGUAAAUAUUAAUUUAGAAUUUGAAGCUUGAAUUUUAAUUUUAAAAUGCAAGUGGAUGUUGCCAGGAGAGGAGUUGUCCCAUCUGGUAGGCAGAUGAGUGGGACAAAGGACCAUCUCAUUUUAAGCAUGUGGAAGAUACUGUUCAUCUUAGAACUUCCACCAAGGAAAGCACACAGUCCCUCACCCCCCCAACCAACCAACAUACCCAACCAGUUACGUUAAUUUUAGGUUAAAUAAAGAUUUGAAUUAAAGGUGGCCUGUCAGCAGUG